Molecule: messenger RNA, 1785 nt
Organism: Aspergillus melleus
Lineage: Eukaryota; Fungi; Ascomycota; Eurotiomycetes; Eurotiales; Aspergillaceae
Product: thiamine pyrophosphate-binding protein
Exons: 2
Coding region: 1-1785 (594 amino acids)
Biological process (GO): L-valine biosynthetic process
Cellular component (GO): mitochondrion; acetolactate synthase complex
Molecular function (GO): magnesium ion binding; flavin adenine dinucleotide binding; thiamine pyrophosphate binding
Source: RefSeq, a predicted model, not a curated record
AUGGAAAGACAAAAGCUCGUCGGUCUUUCGGGGGGUGAUGCUCUGCGUGAACUCCUCUACGACCAGGAAGUGAAACAUAUCUUUGGAUAUCCCGGUGGUGCAGCCCUCCCUCUUUUCGACGGCAUCUAUAACGCAUCGCGUCUUAAGUUCGUCCUUGUCCGCCAUGAACAAGGCGCCGGUCACAUGGCUGAAGGUUAUGCGCGAUCCAACGGUAAACCCGGCGUCGUCUUAGUGACUUCGGGUCCUGGUAGCUCGAACGUGGUAACCCCUAUGCUAAAUGCCCUGCUCGACGGGACACCCAUGGUGGUGAUCUGCGGUCAGGUUGGAACCGCCGUUCAAGGUACGGGUGCCUUCCAGGAGAUCGACGUCGUGGAACUGGCAAAAUCGUGUACCAAAUGGGCGACCUGCGUGCAGAGCGUUGGCCAACUUCCAAAUGCAGUGGAGUCGGCCUUUCGCUGUGCUAUGGAGGGACGACAGGGACCCACGCUCAUCGCUGUGCCGAAGGACGUUGGCCUUGCGACGAUUGAGAUGAACACGCUGCCAUCCCCUGCUUCUGUGUCCACACAUUUGAUAGAGGGAGGGGACGCGUCUAGAGGGAAUCCUGAAAUAGCUCCCAUGCGCAGCGCUCUUGGCCGACACAGGCAGCUGGACCGCGUAUCUAUCUUAAUCAAUUCUGCUAAAUCCCCUGUGAUAAUUGCCGGGAACGGGGUCCUCGCCAGUCCGAACGGUAUAAAUCUCUUAUCACAACUCGCUGAGAAGAGGGGUAUCCCGGUCACCUCAACGCUCCUCGGCCUAGGGUGCUUGGCUCAGACUCAUACCCUCUCAAUGGGCAUGCUAGGCACGUAUGGAACACCACACGCCAACCUGGCCGUGCAAAAUGCAGAUUUGAUCCUGGCAAUUGGGGCCAGAUUGGACGAGCGUGCCGUCGGGAACUCGCAGAAAUUUGCCCCAAAUGCUCAGGUCAAGGGAGCAGGAGGAAUCAUUCAAUUUGAUAUCAGUCGCAACACUAUUGGGAAAGUCGUUCGCCCGACGGAGAUCAUUUUGGGAGAUCUCUCCGAAACUCUUCCUUUGAUCAUGUCCGACCUGAAAUACACAGCGCACAGGCGGGACUGGCUUGAUCAGAUCAAUCGCUGGAAGAUAGAGAAUACUGUCCCGCGCCAUCUUCCAUCGGCUCCUAUGCGCCGUGCCUCUAAUCCUCUCCCGCAACAGGUAAUCGGCGAAUUGAAUCGGCAGACCUCCCACUUGAAACACAACAUCCUGGUCUCCUCUGGAGUCGGUCAACACCAAAUGUGGGCGGCUAAAUAUUUUGAAUGGCAAACUGGCCGUCCGUUCAUCACCUCCGGGGGUCUGGGAGCCAUGGGCUUCGGACUUCCCGCUGCCAUAGGGGCCAAACUAGCCCGGCCUGACUGCGAGGUUAUUGACAUCGAUGGCGACGCCUCUUUCUGCAUGACCAUGGCAGAGUUGCUUACCGCGUCACAACACGGAAUAGCAGUCAAGGUCGUCAUUCUCAACAACAGCCAGCAGGGAAUGAUCACCCAGCUGCAACGAUCCGCUUACGGGGGAAGAGAAUGUCAUACUAGGCAAGCAAACCCGGAUUUUGUGGCAUUGGCUCGUAGCAUGCACUGUCACGGGGCGAGAUACAUGCCUGGUCAGGACCUGUCGGCGUCUAUUCGCUGGCUCCUGCGGUGUCAAGGCCCGGCGGUGCUGGAGGUGGCGGUUGCCGACACUGAAAUGGUGCCUAUUGUGCCAGAGGGACAGGCCCUUGAUGACAUCAAACUAGACUAG